Coffea arabica (coffee) is the source of this 657-nucleotide messenger RNA. The record is from RefSeq and is a predicted model, not a curated record. Lineage: Eukaryota; Viridiplantae; Streptophyta; Magnoliopsida; Gentianales; Rubiaceae.
AUGGAUGGUACACAUGUUCCAGCACAUCCUUCACCCGGAGAGCAAGUGGCGUACAUGAAUAGGCAUGGCCAAGCAACUCAAAAUGUACUAGCCAUUUGUGAUUUUGAUAUGCGCUUUUCAUAUAUUUAUGCUGGUUGGGAAGGAAGCGCCCAUGAUGCACACGUCUUGGAUGGAGCACUAACAGGACCUACACAUUUUUCGAUGCUCCCUCCAGGAGCACUCAAUUCUUUUUCAAAUUGUUUUGCUUCUGUGCAACUGUGGUAUGUGAGAAAAUACUACCUUGUGGACUCAGCAUACAGAAAUAUUCCUGGAUUCCUUGCACCUUAUCGUGGAACACCUCGACAACCUGCACAGGGUCGACGUGGGUUUUCCUCCCUGAAGCAACUUUUCAAUACUCGUCAUUCAUCACUUAGAAAUGUAAUUGAGAGAUGCUUUGUGGUGCUUAAUAGGAGAUUCGCUAUCCUACGCGGUCCUGUACCUAAUUUUUAUAUGAGUACACAGAUAAAUGUGGUGAUAGCUUGCUGCACUUUACACAAUUUCAUACGGGAUGAAUUGCCAGAUGAUGACAUAUUCAAUUAUCAUGAUCAAGAGAUGGAUAUCGAGGGAGAAGGAGGGGUCCCACCAAUGCCAGAAAUUCAACCCCUAAGUGCCUCAUAA